CCAUUUCCUGUCAAUACGUGAGAAUGUACCGCUGACAAUCGGUGAAAGGGUAAACUGACAGUCACUGACCACCUUCAGAAUAAUGGAUAUCCAGAGACAAGUGGUCAGCCUACUGCUGGUCACCACAGCGACUGUCAGCGUCGCCGUGGGAAAGGGGGCCGUGCACCAGCCAGGGUACCUGGAGGCCCCCGCUGGGUCCACUCUGACCCUCAGCUGCACCUUCCGCCCCCCCUCGGAGGCGCUGAGGAUCAGGGUGAGCUGGGACCGCUGCCCCCGGCCGAACGGCACGUCCCCGCGUGACUGCCAGUGGAUCUCCUCCGGCUUGGUCUUGGCCAAUCAGGGCUCCGUCAGCCUGGCCUCAGCCAAUCGGACGGAGGAGUGGCGUGGCGACAGGCUCGUGCGGCAGGUGUCCGGAUCCUCGGGGUCCAAUCUGACCCUGGUGGACCCCGGCUUGCAGGACAGCGGUUGGUACCGCUGCUCAGUCUGCAUGGAGAUCCCGUCGCUAUGGUGCCUCUUUGGCAACGGGACUGAGGUCGUUGUCAUCGUCGAUGGUGGCCCCUCCCCCCAGCACCUGGUGGGUGCCGUUGUACCCUGGUGGGUUUGGGUCGUCGUGGGUGCUGGGAGCGUCUUCCUGGUUGUGACACUGGUGGGAAUUGUCAUCCUGUGCUGGAGAUGCAGAGUCCGGAUGGAGAGGGAGUCCAGACAGAACCCAGUCUACAGCAACACACAAGGUUUGAAGCAUUCUGUUGCCAGCAGUCGCCCCCUCCCAGGCCCAGGCCCAGGCCCGACACCAAAGUUAAAACACACCUCUCUCACAAGGCCGUGCCCCAAACACCCGAGGACCCCGCAGAGACCAACGACCUCCGGUCCCAAAAGGAGCCUGAACUCGUAGAUCCAACUCCCGAAAUCUCUCCCGUGCCUCCUGUUGUUGCUAAACUGGACAGGGAGUGGCAUUGCGGUUUGGGAAAGGUGACUUGUAACUCAAGACUGUGGCAUGGAUUCUUUGAUGGACAAGAUUUUAGAUUCAAGGAAAAGACUAGAUUUCACCACACACCCCCCCUGCACCCCACAAUAAGGGGGGGGGGGGGGUGGCACUACGAGGAGAGAGGCAGACCAUGUUCACUGGAACUACACAGUGGACAGGAGCAGUGCAAAAAAUGAAAUAAAAUAAAGGUGUUAAAAGCAGCAUUAAAAUAUUUAAUAAUAUGCACCCGUACAUGCAUGCACACAUUUAUCUAUAAUAUAAACUGUCGUUGUAUAAACUGCUUUUUUUUUAAUGACUUCCUGGUUUGGACCAAGUUUAGAGUGCUCUGAUAACAGCCAUUGUAAAGUAGGCAGGUCAUCACUAAAUUUGCUUUGGAGUCCAAAAAUACGGAGACAGAUGUACAUUAGCAGAAAAUAAUUAAGAGAUAAAAAUUUAACUGAAUAUACAUUAAACAUGAGCAUAGCAAUUAAACAGCACGGGGCAUGCAUUACAUACUUAAAAGGACAAAAAAACAAGGCUUCAUAUGUAUUUAGUUUUCUGCGUUUCCUUUACUUGUAGGCUACUUUGCAGUGUCUUGAAGUAACAUUUUAAUUCAAUUUUGAAAACUAAGAAUUUUUUUGACCAUUUAUAUUUGUGUAUAUAGUGUAUUCCAUAUCCAAAAUAAUACGCUUCAUCAAAUAUAUUACAUUUCUAUCUUGUAUUUCAGCACAGAUAAUCUCCGUAAUAUCUUCGCUGCUAAACUGAAGCCGUAGCUACUCGUGUAACAAAACAUUGCACCUGGUCUGUAAAAUGAACGGCAGCUGUGAUGCAAUAUACGACACGCCCACAACUGAGUCUCAGGUAGAUCGCUAGAGGCCAGCACCAGGACGAGAGCGACGCUUCUAUUUAUGUCUUUAAGGAAAAAAGAGCUGUGGUCGAACGGAGAGGUGGAUUCUGUCAAACGACGUCGUUAAGAUGGAGUGACUCAGUGUCUCUUUGUUAAAAAAAUAAUUACAAAAAAAAAAACCCCAGAGAUCCCGCCGCCGGGCUGCCACGGAAACAAAGUUUCAUCAUGGGCUUCCCAUGUCGUCAAGUUCCAUCAUGGGUGACGUCGACGUAGCCGCGGAUCCAGGAAGUGUUGCGAGACCCCGCCCCCCCUCGGCCCGGAGGCGGGGCUUGUGGCUGUGUAGCCGCCGCCGCCGCCGCUGCUGCUGCUGCUGAGUUUCUCUGUGGCUCAGACGGGACGUCCCAAGCGUGGACCAUAAGCUGUGAACCAUGUCUCCGCUAACACCUGCUGCGCUCCUCUGGGGCCUCGUGCUCCUGCUGAUGCUCAGCGACAGCGGAGCGCUCGAAGUCGGUCCAAGAGAAACGGUUCGCUUCCAAGAGGAGCACAUCAGGCAGUUCAGGGAGGAGGGGGUCCAGAACUACUCCACCAUGCUGCUGCAGGAGGACAAGGGCCUGCUGCUGGUGGGGGCACGAGGGGCCGUGUACGCCCUGGACCUCAGCGACAUCUCCAGCAAGAAGGGCUCCGUUUACUGGGAGGUCAAGAAUGCUGACAAAGUCGAAUGCACAAACAAAGGCAAACAACCUGACACGGAAUGCCAGAAUUACAUCCGGGUCCUGCAGGAGGCGAGGGACGGCCGGGUGUACGUGUGCGGCACCAACGCCUACAGCCCCAGCUGCGCCUACAUGCAGAGUUCUGAAGACGGGCAGCUGAAGCUGGACGGGGCCAAGGAGGACGGGAAGGGGAAGUGUCCGUUCGACCCCCUCCAGAGGUACUCCUCCGUCAUGGUCGACGGGAGCCUCUACUCCGCCACCUCCAACAACUUCCUGGGCUCCGAACCCGUGGUGAUGCGGAGCCUGGCCAACCCGGUGCGCACCGAGUUCAAGAUCUCCUGGCUCAACGAGCCCAGCUUCGUCUCCAUGUACCACGUCCCGGAGAGCGUGGGCAGCGCCGACGGGGACGACGACAAGGUGUACCUGUUCUUCAGCGAGAGCGCCGUGGAGUUCGACUCCUACAGCAAGCUGACGGUGUCCCGCGUGGCGCGGGUCUGCAAGGGCGACAUUGGCGGCCUUCGGACCCUGCAGAAGAAGUGGACCUCGUUUCUGAAGGCCCGGCUGGACUGCCCCGUCCUGGACUCCCGGCUGCCCCACGUGGUCCAGGACGUCUUCCUGCUGAGGCACGAAAACUGGCGGGACAGCGUCUUCUACGCCGUCUUCACCCCGCAGGAGGGUCCUGUGGGCCAUUCCGCAGUGUGCGCCUACAACGUGUUCGAAAUCGGGGACGUCUUCUCCCACGGGAAGUUCAAGACGCCGGUCACCGUGGCGACCUCCUUCGUCAAGUGGGUCAUGUACAGCGAGGACCUGCCCGAGCCCAGGCCCGGAGCGUGCAUCGACGACGCGGCGAGGGCCCUCGGCGUGAAGCGCUCGCUGGACCUGCCGGACAAGACGCUGCGCUUCGUUCAGGACCAGCCGCUGAUGGACCAGGCGGUCGAGCCCCUGGGCGGCGGCCCGCAGCUGGUGGAGAGGGGGGCCAAGUUCACCCGCAUCGUGGUGGACCGCGUGGAGGCGCUGGACGGGAGGACCUACAACGUCAUGUUCAUCGGGACGGAGAACGGAUUUCUGCACAAAGCUGUGAACUAUGGCGGAGAGAUGGUCGUCAUCGAGGAGGUGCAGCUCUUCCAGGCUCCAGAACCAAUCAAGAUCCUCCGUCUCUCCUCCGGCAAGGCGUCUCCGCAGGGUCUGCUGUACGCGGGGGCAGAUUCGGGGGUGGUGCAGAUGCCACUCAGUGCGUGCGGGCGCCACGCCUCCUGCCUGGACUGCGUCCUGUCCCGGGACCCGUACUGCGCCUGGGACCCCCCCUCGUCCCGCUGCGUGGCCCUGUCCGGCCUGGGCUCGCCCCGGAGCGGAGACCUCAUCCAGAACGUGACAGACGGUGAUGCGUCUCUCUGUCCGAAUUCUGCUCCAGACCCGGUGAGGGCGAACGUGUCGCUGGUCCCGGGGAGCAACAUCAACCUGCCGUGCCGGCCCCGGUCCAACCGGGCGCGGGUGCGCUGGCACCUGUCCGGCCGGCCGCUGCCCCCCUCCCCCAGGUACUCCGCCCACGGGGAGGGGCUGAUGGUCCUGGGGGCCACGCCCGCCGACGCCGGCACCUACACCUGCCUGUCCGAGGAGAGGGUCAAAGGUCGGCAGUACAACCGGACGGAGGCGGAGUACCGGCUGGCCCCGGGGGCCGGGGGGGAGACCACGCCCCGCGUGGAGGCGCGGGUGCAGGGGGGCUCGCUGGUACCCCUGCAGGUUUCGGUCGCCGUGCUCGCCCUCCUCCUGGCGGGCCUGUUGGUGUGGAACCUGCGCCGGGGCCACCUGCCCCUUCCGUGUGGGACGGGCGGAGGGGGCGACCAGGCCCCCGCCCCCGCCCCCGCCCCCGCCCCCUCCUCCGACCCAGCGAGGAACUGCGUGGAGGAGAAGCCGCUGAUGUCCGUGACGAACUACAACGCCCACAACAACCGGCUGACCCUGGCCGCCAGCAACGGGGAGGGCACGCCCUCGCCCAAGGUCGCCGUGGAUACCUUCCAGUACAUCGACGACGAGUCGGAGAUCUGACCGCGCGGGACGCAGCGGGACUGGGGCGGCGUGCGCGUGCACGUGACCCUCGGACGUGGGAGUGUGGUCUUCAUCCCACUUCCACCACAGAUGCCACAUUUCUAAAAAAAAAUUUAAAAAAACGAUAU
Molecule: messenger RNA, 4695 nt
Organism: Anguilla anguilla (European eel)
Lineage: Eukaryota; Metazoa; Chordata; Actinopteri; Anguilliformes; Anguillidae
Product: semaphorin-4E-like
Exons: 18
Coding region: 2240-4567 (775 amino acids)
Biological process (GO): neural crest cell migration; negative chemotaxis; axon guidance
Molecular function (GO): semaphorin receptor binding; chemorepellent activity
Source: RefSeq, a predicted model, not a curated record